This is a messenger RNA of Saccharomyces mikatae IFO 1815, 747 nucleotides long. It is a transcript of the gene RNP1, whose product is annotated as Rnp1p. Gene Ontology annotation, cellular component: nucleus; ribonucleoprotein complex; cytoplasm. Lineage: Eukaryota; Fungi; Ascomycota; Saccharomycetes; Saccharomycetales; Saccharomycetaceae. The transcript has a single exon. The record is from RefSeq and is a predicted model, not a curated record. The coding region runs from base 1 to 747 and encodes 248 amino acids. Gene Ontology annotation, molecular function: mRNA binding.
AUGUUAAUAGAGGAGAUAGAAUUCUAUAAUAUCAACGGGAACAAGACAACCACUGUCGUUCCUAAAAAUAAAAAAUUACGUAGAAGAGUCUUGGAUGAUAGAAGGACAUUAUACGUCGGAAAUAUCCCAAACAACUGCCAUAAACAAGACUUGAGAGAUCUACUUGAACCAGGUUUUGGCAAGAUAACCAUAAACAUGUUAAAGAAAAGGCAACUGAAAAAGUCACUAAAAAGGUUUGCGUUUAUAGAGUUCCAAGAAGACGUAGAUUUGAAAAUGGUGAAAGAAAAGAUGAAUGGUAAAAUUUUCAUGAAUGAGAGGAUUGUCAUUGAGAACAUUUUAACCAAAGAGGAGAAAAAAAAUGAAAUGGUUCAGAAAACAAAAAACGCUACACCUGAUCUCAAGCCACUUUCAACGGAUACCCUUUAUGUAAAAAAUAUUCCCAUGAAAUGUUCAAAUGAAGAACUUGCCAAAAUCUUCGGUGUGGUUCCUAAAAACGUCAACUUCGUAAGAAGGCAAUUAGUGGAUUUGAGAACAAAUAAAGUUUUCUUUUCUGACGAAUUCCACACAGGCGAAGCCUUUAUUAAGUUUGACAACCUGCGGGUUGGAGAUAAUAUUCAAAAGAAGUGUAGAGAGUUUAAAGGUUGUAAGGCAAGAAAUGGUAGAGUAUUAUUGGUCAAGGUAGCCUCUGUAAAGAAAAAUUUACAAAAUCGACAAGAAGAAGACAAAGCAAAAAUAAAGCAGAACUAA